Messenger RNA from Protopterus annectens (West African lungfish), 1985 nucleotides. RefSeq names its product 3-ketodihydrosphingosine reductase (gene KDSR). Gene Ontology annotation, biological process: sphingolipid biosynthetic process. Gene Ontology annotation, molecular function: 3-dehydrosphinganine reductase activity. Lineage: Eukaryota; Metazoa; Chordata; Ceratodontiformes; Protopteridae. The coding region runs from base 180 to 1292 and encodes 370 amino acids. The record is from RefSeq and is a predicted model, not a curated record. The transcript has 10 exons. Gene Ontology annotation, cellular component: endoplasmic reticulum membrane.
ACCACGGGAGGUUUUGCUUCCUGAACAUAACGACUUUCACUUUUCUUCCCUCGGGCAGUUGUAAACAGAGUUAAUACUGCAGUUUAACUCUGAUUACGUGGAAUUUGUGGACGUCCCCUUUGUAGCAUUUCUCCUUCCUUCUUCUCGUCAUUUAGAAUCUCGGAUUCUUGGUUCUCUUCAUGUCCUCUCUUCUUUGGAAUUGUUUUUUUCUGUUACACGAAGGCUUGGACUCUUUAAUUCCCUUUGGAUUUGCUGACUUUUGCCAAUCUUGGUGGUUCUUGCUGCCCUUCAUUAUGCUUUUGGUGGUAAUAGCUUUCAUUGUAGCAUUUGUAUUGCUGCUUUACAUGGUGUCUCCUCUUAUCAGCCCCAAACCUCUCAAGCUUGCAGGUGCACAUGUCAUGGUAACUGGAGGCUCUAGUGGUAUUGGGAAGUGCCUUGCUAUCGAGUGUUACAGACAAGGUGCAUUCAUAACACUGGUUGCUCGAAAUGAGGACAAACUUCUGCAAGCAAAGAAGGAAAUAGAAAAGCAUGGUAUUAAUGAUAAACAGGUAGUGCUGUGUAUAUCUGUUGAUGUGUCCAAAGAUUAUACACGAGUGGAAAAUGUCAUCAAACAGGCUCAAGAAAAGCUUGGUCCUGUUGACAUGCUUAUAAACUGUGCUGGGACAUCAUUAGCAGCAAGGUUUGAAGAGAUCGAAGUAGAGAAUUUCAGAAGACUAAUGGAGAUCAAUUACUUGGGCAGUGUGUAUGCCACCAGGGCAGUCAUCGCAACCAUGAAGGAGAGGAGGAUGGGGCGCAUUAUAUUUGUGUCAUCUCAGGCAGGUCAGCUGGGGCUGUUUGGCUAUACUGCUUAUUCUCCUUCCAAGUUUGCUCUUCGAGGCUUGGCUGAAUCCCUGCAAAUGGAGGUUAAGCCGUAUAAUAUCUACAUAACAGUGGCUUAUCCUCCUGACACUGAUACACCAGGAUUUGCUGAAGAGAAUAAAACAAAGCCUCUGGAAACCAAACUAAUUUCUGAAACCUCUGCUCUUACAAAGCCAGAAGUAGUAGCCAAAUGUAUAGUAAAAGAUGCUGUGCAAGGGAAUUUUAACAGUUCUGUUGGAUCAGAUGGCUACAUGCUUUCCUGUCUUACUUGUGGUAUGUCCCCUGUCACCUCUAUAACAGAGGGGCUUCAGCAGAUAAUUACCAUGGGGCUUUUCCGUACAAUAGCACUUUUUUAUCUUGGAAGUUUUGACAGCAUUGUCCGCCGUUGCAUGAUGCAAAGAGAAAAAUGUGCAAGUGCGGGUAAAAGUGAAUAAUCCCUUCUGUAGACUGACAUAAAAUUGCACUAUGUAAUCCUGUGUGUUGGUAAAUUUCACUCUGUCCUUUGACCCAGAGAACUUUGUAUAAUGGUACAUUUUAUGGAGUAAUCCACCCUUCAGAAACAUAGCAAAGUGUUGAUUCCUGAAAAACAUCAAAUACACUGGCAUGAAGAGCUUAAGGAAAAGGGAGCAGAUUCGGUGGACAAAGUGAAAUGGCGACUAGAAAUAAUGAAUAAUGCAACAAGUCAGAAGUGCUUCCAGAGAAAACUUCAUAUUUUAUCUUACCAUUCUGGACAUCUACUGUAUUUAUUAUUUUUUGUGGUAAAGGCUAUGUAAUAUUAAUGGGUAAUAUCUGUGCUGUUGUAGCAGUUUAAUAAAGCUGCUUCAUAAACUAUUUUAUGCCUUACAUGCUGAAUCUGCCUCGUAUAUGGCACAUAUGUAUAUUUUUUCUAACCUGUCUUUGCUAAUUACUGUAAGACUAAUAUCUGAUGCAAGUAAUCUGUAAUUAUAUGACUUGUCAUAGCUGUGUCACUACUACACAUUGCCAAAAGCACAUACUAAGACUGAAUACAAGUAAAAUAUUUAAGUAAUGUUUAACUAGUAACACCCAAGAAACUUAAACUGUAUUUUAAGUGCCAUGUGGUAUCCCUUACUAUACAAUAAAGGCAACAAAAGCAGAUGUUUAUAUCA